Messenger RNA from Hemiscyllium ocellatum (epaulette shark), 9225 nucleotides. RefSeq names its product collagen, type VII, alpha 1 (gene col7a1). The transcript has 117 exons. Bases 1 to 9225 code for a protein of 3074 amino acids. Gene Ontology annotation, molecular function: protein binding. The record is from RefSeq and is a predicted model, not a curated record. Lineage: Eukaryota; Metazoa; Chordata; Chondrichthyes; Orectolobiformes; Hemiscylliidae.
AUGGCGAUGAGAAUGUGGUUCACCUUGGUUGCAGUGAUCCAGGCUGUCCUCACAUCUUCCUCAGAGGCUCAAACACAGAAAGCAAUUUGCAAAAAUGUCUUUGCUGCUGAUAUUGUCUACCUCGUCGAUGGCUCCUCAAGCAUUGGAAGAGUCAACUUUGAAGAAGUCAAAGAUUUUAUUGAAGCAACCAUUCAACCGUUUGUAGAUGUAAUUAGUCAAAGUGCGGUCAGAGUUGGCCUGGUACAGUACAGUGAUGACCCAAGGAUUGAAUUCUCUUUUGAGGACCACAGCAACGGAUCCCAAAUACUGACUGCCAUCCGCAAUUUGCGUUAUAAAGGUGGGAACACAAGAACGGGGGCGGGAUUGAAAUACGUAGCAGACAACUUCUUUGGAUCUGCUAAGCUGAGGCGUGCUGUGCCCAAGAUUGCUAUCUUGAUAACAGAUGGAAAAUCACAGGAUAACGUUGAUCGACCAGCCUUGAAACUACGGAGCCAAGAUGUUAAAUUGUUUGCCGUUGGGAUUAAGAAUGCCGAUAAGAAGGAACUUGAUGACAUCACCUCAACACCUGCGAAGGAAUAUUCCUUCUUUGUGAAUGACUUUAAGAUCCUCCGGACUCUCACUCCACUCAUUUCAAGGAGGGUUUGUUCCAUUACCGGGGGAACCCUGGAUGCACCAGAGGUUACUCAAGUGCCUAAUGGCCCCUCAAAUCUGAUCUUCAGCGACGAAGGCUUUGAAUCAAUGCGAAUUCGAUGGACUGCAGCACAUGGGCCAGUGACAGGAUACAAAGUUCAGUACACGCCCUUCAGUGUUCUGGGCCUCCCAAUCUCUGCAGAGCUCCGAGAGAUUACUGUCCGUCCGGGUGAAAACUCUGCUCUUUUACAAGGACUGAAACCUGCAACGGAAUAUCUGGUCACAGUGAUAGCUCAGUAUGCAAACAGUAUUGGGGAAUCCACUGCAGGCAAGGGCAGGACAAAAACACUACCUGGAGUUUCCAAUUUCCGAGUGGCCAAACCUGGACACUUCCGACUGAAACUGGCGUGGAAGCCUCCCGCUCUCCCUCUGCAAGGAUACCGGCUGACCUACAAGACGAGAGGUGACACAGACCCACAGCUGGAGGAGAAGACCCUGAGGUCAAAUGCCAACUCUUUCAUCCUUGAAGAGUUACUGCCAGACACAGAGUACGACAUUACCAUUCAUCCCAUCUACCCGAGGAAUACAGCAGCACCGACCUCAAUCUCUGGCAGGACUUUGCCUCUGGAAUCAGUGCAACAACUGACCGUUCACAACGUGACUCCGCAGAGUGUGCGGGUGUCAUGGAGGAGAGUGAGUGGCAUUUCGGGCUAUCAUCUGAAGUGGGGACCAUCCGCAGGAAGGGAUGUCCUGACGGUCAGUCUGGAGCCAUCUACUGAAUCGUACCAUAUCCAAGGUCUUUUGCCAAACACCGAUUACACAGUAACAAUCGCCACUUUAUAUGGAAGAAUGGAAGGACCUCCUGCAAAUACCAGGCUGAAAACAGAUGUGGCAGGAGGUUUGGUCUUGAGGACAGUUGCGAUUAGUCCAACUGCUAUUCGUGUGACGUGGAACCUCCAACACGAUGCCAGCAGCUACAGGAUUGAGUGGAGGAAGGCUGCAGAGGAACAGAUACAAUCACACAAAGCUGUGCUGUCUGCCACCGCCAACAACUAUGACAUUAUCAACCUCUCUCCUGGUACUGAAUAUGCCAUCACACUCUACACGCUGUAUAAUGGCAGGGAAGUAGCAACACCAGCCACCAUGUCAAAGACAGUGGAAAAGGAAAUCCCGUUGGGCACCGUCGCAAAUCUGCGAGCAGUGGAUACAACAGGAGGCCGGAUUCGGAUCAGCUGGACUGCAGUACCAGGAGCAACAGCUUAUAAAAUUGUCUGGAGAGAUCAAUCAGGAUAUGAGGUAACCAGAAUUGUGUCACAUGACACAACAAUAUUUGACAUUGACCGAGUGCAACAAGGAGGAACCUAUUACAUUAACGUGUCGCCACUUUCUGGAGGCAGAGAAGGAAAUCCUGUCAGCGUUGUGGUUCAAGCAGCUACAGCCAUUGAGCGUGUGACGGAACUCCGUGCCCUUGAGACUCGGAGUAAUCUUAUUCGAAUAACCUGGCGAGGGGUGCCCCAGGCAACAGCGUACAAGGUCACGUGGAAGCGUGCUGACGGAACUGAGGAGAGCCAAGUGCUGAGUAGCUCCACCAAUGUAUUUGAUGUCGAACGCUUGCAGCCGAAUUCAGUGUACGUGAUUGGAGUUUCGGCAAUGGUGGGAAACAGACAGGGACCUCUCGCCACCGUCACUGCGAGAACUGAAUCGCUCGUGGGUCGUGUGACGAACCUUCAUGUCAUCGAAACGCAGAGCUCCCGGAUUCGAGUCAGCUGGGUUGGAUUUGCCACGGCAACGGCAUACAGAGUCACAUGGCGCCGUGCUGAUGGUGUCAAGGACAGUCGGGUUCUGAGCAGAGAUACCACCACCUUCGACAUUGAGGGGUUGCAGCCCAACACGAUGUACGCGAUUGAAGUCUCGGGACUGGUUGGAUCCCGAGAGGGAAACGUCAUGACAGUGACUACAAAGACCAAUCCCAUUGUUGGCGAUGUGACCAAUGUACGAGUGACUGAAGCUCGGCGAAACAUGCUCCGGAUCAUGUGGACUGGAGUAGGCAGGGCGUCUGCGUAUAAAAUCACGUGGAAAAGUGCGGAUGGAGUUGAGGAGAGUGAUACAGUGAGUGGCGAUGUCAAAUCAUUUAACAUCCAGAAGUUAAAGCCCAACACUGCAUAUGCAGUCAGAAUCACUCCGAUCGUUGGGAAUAGAGAAGGAAGUUCUGCCACUAUAAUGACAAAGACCGCAUCCAAAGAGGGCCAGAUAGCCGGGGUCAGCGACGUGCGAGUGCUCGAAGCCCGCAGUGAUGUCCUGCGCGUGUCUUGGGUCGGUGUUCAUGAAGCCACGUCUUACCGCAUCAGUUGGAAACGCAGUGAUGGAGGACCUGAGAUCACUAGAGUUGUACCUGGAGACGUGACGACCUUUGACAUUGCGGACUUGCAAGGCGGAGUUAAUUACCUCGUGAAAGUUGUUGCGUUGAUUAGAAAUCGAGAAGGACAGCCUGUCACAAUUACAGCCACCACUCCUGCUGUUGAACGUCCUCUGGGAGCAGUUGAGGGCCUGCGCAUCAUUGGUUCAACAACCAAACGGAUACAGAUCACCUGGAAUAGUGUGCCGGGAAGCUCUGGAUACAGAAUCCAGUGGAGACUGGCAGAAGGUGGCCUGGAGACUACACGGAUGGUUACAGCAAACACCAACACGUUUGACAUCCUGAACCUGCGACCAGGGACGAACUACAUCAUCAGAGUCUCCUCACUUUUCGGGAACCGUGAAGGGGUCCCUGCAACAGCUACAGCUGCUACAACUCAAGCUGAAAAGGUGCAGGAUUUCCGAGUAACUGAUGUCGACACUGGCCAAAUGACCCUGGGCUGGUCCCGCGUUCCUGGAGCUACCAGCUAUAUCCUGUCUUGGAGACUUGCUACCUUGCAAAAAGAACAGCAGUCAAUCACUGUGCCAGACACAAUCAACACCUACCAGAUCACUGACUUGCAAUUUGGGAGAGAGUACGUCUUCACCAUCCGGCCUGUGUUUGGAACAGAAUUUGGACCCGAAACCUCCAUUACCGAGAGGCCUGUGUGCAGCAGAGCACGAGCUGACAUCGUGUUCCUGGUCGACGGCUCCUGGAGUAUUCAAGAGAGUAACUUUCAGAAAGUGAAACAGUUCCUGUACAACGUGGUCUCUCACCUACCUCGCAUUGGCACCGAUGCCACUCAGGUGUCAGUGGUUCAGUACAGUGAUGAGUCCAAAAUUGAAAUUCCACUUGGUCGAUUUGGCACCCACAGGGAGCUGCUCCAGGCCAUAAGGGAACUUCCAUAUCAAGGCGGUGGGACUCAAACAGGGAAGGCGAUCAAUUUUGUCCUGGAUUACGUAUUCCAGCAGGCAGCUGGGAGACGCCCCGGUGUCCCAGCCCUGCUGGUCCUGGUGACAGAUGGGCGCUCUGAUGAUGGAGUUACAGAAGCUGUCAGGAGGGCAGAGGCUGCAGGCAUCCAUCUGUUCGCUGUUGGAAUUGGUCACGCGGAUGUUAAUGAACUGCGGAGAAUCGUUACUGGCAGAGACGCCAACAACAUCGUCUACGCAGAGAACGUCGACUCACUCAGUCAGUUUGAGGGGGCUCUGGCCAACAUAAUCUGCAUUGCCGCUAGCAGACCAGGGACAUCGACACCACACCAUUGUGUUACCCAGUGCCCUCAGGGUGAGAAGGGGGAACCAGGAAGAGAUGGUCAUCCUGGAUUGCCAGGUCCACAGGGUCCGCCAGGUCCAAUCGGACCGCCAGGGAUCCCGGGAACUGGAGAUGGAGGGCACGGAGGGCCAAAGGGCGAGAAAGGAGAUCCGGGAUACCCAGGAAGAGAUGGCCAACCGGGAACGCCAGGCAGAACUGGACACACCGGCUCGACAGGACAGCCAGGGAGUCAAGGGUCCCCAGGAUUGAGAGGAGAGAGGGGGGAGCCUGGAACACCAGGACGAGUCGGGCCUCCAGGUCAAAAGGGAGAAAAGGGUGAACCUGCUACAUAUGUUACACCUGGUGGAGGCUAUCCUGGCAGAAAGGGCGAGCCCGGUAAUCCAGGUGCUCCUGGUUCACCUGGGUUUCCUGGACAAAGAGGUGACAAUGGGCCCCCUGGUCAAGUCGGGCCACAAGGUCCCAUCGGUCCUCCAGGACCUCCUGGGAGGUCUAUCAAGGGGGAAAAGGGAGAACCAGGUGAGAGAGGCGUUCCAACAUCGGGAGAUGGAGCAGGUCAGAAAGGAGAGCCGGGCCGCCCAGGAAGUCCUGGUGAGUCUGGUAGCCCAGGACCAAGAGGACCCCCUGGGCCAACAGGACAGAAAGGUGAAAAGGGCAACGCAGGUGAAGGUUUCUCAGGACCACCAGGGCGCCAAGGAGAACCAGGUGACCGGGGACCCAGAGGAUCUCAGGGUGAACAGGGUGACAAGGGAGACCGAGGUCAGCCGGGGGAGACUGGUUUGCCGGGAUCCCGGGGAGAAAGGGGACCUCCGGGACCAUCGGGGCUUAAGGGAGAUCAAGGGCUGAUCGGACCACCUGGUGUUCCGGGAUCAGUUGGAUUGCCAGGUACAAGUGGCCCCAGAGGUGAAAAGGGAAACGAGGGACGACAAGGAGAACCAGGGCGUUCUAUCACUGGCCCACCAGGAAGCAAAGGUGACCGGGGUGAGCGUGGACCACCAGGAAUCCCAGGGGAGAAGGGAGCAAAGGGCAAUCCAGCAGAGAAAGGCAAUAAGGGUGAGACUGGAUAUGGUAUCCCAGGGCAACCAGGGCCCAAAGGCGAUCCAGGUGAAAGGGGGAAUAUUGGACUUUCUGGGAGACCGGGAGAAAAGGGAGAUCGAGGAGCAAGCGGAGAGAAAGGGGAGCCGGGUAGAAUGGGAUUGCCUGGACCAAGUGGACCCCGCGGGAAAGAGGGUGAAAAGGGGAACAAAGGCGAUGAAGGGAAACCGGGAGAGACGGGAUUACCAGGGCGUACUGGGGAGAGAGGACUUCGAGGUGUCCCUGGAACGGAUGGUGCCUCUGGAGUGAAGGGAGAUGCUGGUGAACCAGGAAGGUCAGGAAGAGAUGGGAUCAGGGGUCCUACAGGAUCAAAGGGAGACCAAGGUGAAAAAGGAGAAAAGGGAACACCAGGACCGCCCGGACCUCCCGGAAAACUGAUCAGUUUGGAAGACAGAAUACCAGCGGUUAAAGGGGAAAAGGGUGAUCCUGGCAAGCCCGGCGAGUCUGGACUGAGAGGUCCCAGAGGGGAGACUGGCCUCGCUGGCGCAACAGGCGACCGAGGUUUGGAAGGUCAAAGAGGCCCCCCAGGCCCACAGGGAGAUCAAGGCCCAAGAGGAUUCCCAGGGGAAAAGGGUGACCGAGGAUCCCCGGGGCUGGACGGCAGAAGUGGACAAGAUGGGAAGAAUGGUCCACCUGGCCUCCCUGGAUUGAGGGGCGAGACGGGGAAGCAAGGUCAACCCGGAAGGGAUGGUUUGCCAGGCCUGAGGGGAGAACAAGGACCACCAGGAGCUGUGGGCCCUCCUGGCUUGUCGGGGAAUCCCGGUAAACCAGGGAUUGAUGGAAAGCCAGGAAUUCCUGGAAAGAAUGGAGAGAACGGGAUUUCAGGAGAGGACGGAAAAAAGGGUGAGAAAGGUGAUCCAGGAAACCCUGCAAGAGAUGGUCGAGAUGGUGCUAAAGGUGUGCGUGGAGACCCUGGGCUGCCAGGACUCAUUGGCCCACCUGGGCUUCCAGGUGUGAUCGGACUUCCAGGACCUCCUGGGCAGGUCUUAUUUAUCAAAGGACUUGACUCAUCCUCCCCAAUAGCAGGACCACAAGGGCCUUCAGGAACUCCGGGAGUACCAGGUAUCCCAGGAACCUCAGGGCAACGGGGAGAGAAGGGAGACAUGGGUGCCAAAGGUCAGAAGGGUGAACGUGGUUUUGAAGGGGUGCCGGGGACAGCUGCUAAUGUCGAAGACGCUCUAUCAAAAUUCGGGCUUAAGAUUUCAAUCCUUCAGGACUUAGUGAAAUACCACGAUGAUGGCCUACGUCCCACAGCGAUGGGGAAGAAAGGAGAGAAAGGUGACCCAGGGGAACGAGGCCAACAGGGGUCAAAGGGUGACGUUGGAAUGCCUGGUGAAAGAGGGUUUAAGGGGGACAAAGGAAGCCAGGGUUUUCCAGGGCCCCAGGGACCACCAGGCCUUGCAAUAUCAGAACGAGGUCCUGAAGGACCCCCAGGUAAACCAGGUGAACCUGGCAAACCAGGUAUCCCGGGACUGCCAGGCCGGGCUGGAGAUAAAGGAGAAACCGCACAUCCUGGAGAGAGGGGAGAGAAAGGGGCAAAAGGUGACCGCGGUGACCCCGGGAGGGACGGCGUACAAGGUCCAAGGGGUCCUCCAGGUCCUGUGGCUGAACUACCAGGGAAAGGUAUUGGUGCUCCCGGGGAGACAGGACUACCAGGGCCAAAAGGAAUAAAGGGGGAGAGUGGACAAAUUGGACCAGUUGGACCAAAAGGAGAUAAGGGUGACGUCGGAACAAAGGGAGACCGAGGUGAAAGAGGGGAAGCUGGUGAAAAAGGCAGGGACGGCUUUGCGGGGGUCCCAGGGGAACCGGGCUCACCAGGACUAGAAGGAAAGCCGGGAUUACCAGGCUUCCCUGGAGUACUGGGCCGUCCGGGUAACCCAGGAGAGCCUGGCUCACAAGGCCCUCAGGGUCCACCAGGACCUCAAGGACCCCCUGGGCCCCCUGGAGUAAAGGGAAACCAAGGUGAUCAAGGGCCAAGCAUUCAAGGCCCAGCUGGUCCUCCGGGAAACAUGGGACUUCCAGGAAAUCCAGGUGCCCCUGGCGCUGCGGGGCCCCAGGGACCUCCCGGUGUACCCGGACAAAUGGGAGACCCCGGGAAACCAGGGGUGUCGGGGAGAGAUGGACUUCCAGGACAAGAGGGAGAGAAAGGACUUCCUGGUGAAAGGGGAAGUUCAGGAAUUCCAGGUCCUGUUGGACCGAAGGGAGACACAGGACCCCCUGGAGAGUCAAUCACAGGAUUGCCUGGAGUCAAAGGAGAGAAGGGAGAGUCUGGAUUGACAUUGCCCGGAGGCACAGGGCAGAGAGGACUCAAAGGAGACGCGGGUAUGAAAGGAGACAGAGGCAUGGACGGUGCAAAAGGAGAGAAGGGUUCACAGGGUGAGCCAGGAGAGCCAGGGCAAGAUGGUUUGAGAGGGUUGCCUGGAGUUAAAGGAGAUAAGGGUGUGGCAGGAGUCGGACAACCAGGCCCAGCUGGGCAGGCUGGACCUCCAGGACUGAAGGGUGAUUCUGGUUUUCCAGGACCUCCGGGUCCUCCGGGACAGCAAGGGCCUGUUGGUAUCUCUGGACAGCCGGGCCUAAGAGGAGAAGUUGGACUUCCUGGGCCACAGGGGCCAGCAGCAGAGAGGGGUGCUCCUGGAUUUCCAGGGAGAGAUGGAGCAACUGGACCACCAGGACCACCUGGACUUCCUGGAUUACAGGGUUUGCCAGGACCACCUGGGUUACAAGGGGCCAAGGGUGAAACAGGGAUAGGAGUGCCUGGACCGAGAGGAGAAAGAGGAGAUCCAGGACCUCGGGGUGAAGAUGGAAGACCGGGGUUGACGGGAGAACGAGGACUACCUGGGCUUCCUGGUAGUCGGGGCGAAACUGGAAUCAAAGGCGAUGCUGGACCAGUUGGGCAGAGAGGAGAGAAGGGGGAAGCACUGACAGUCCCUGGAACGCCUGGACUCAAAGGAAUCAAAGGAGAGUCCGGGGAGCGUGGCCAGAAAGGAAGUGAAGGUCCGAAAGGAGUGAAAGGAGAAGAGGGACCACGGGGAGAGAAGGGACCCAAAGGAGAACAAGGAGACAAAGGUUCAAUGGGCUUCCCUGGCGCCAGAGGUGCAGGUGGACAAAAGGGUGAGGCAGGUGAACCAGGCCAACCUGGGAAACCGGGAAUACCGGGGAAGGAUGGCAGUGAUGGAGUGAAAGGAAACCGUGGUGACAGGGGAGAAAUAGGACCUCAAGGUUUCAAAGGUGACAGAGGGGCGAAAGGUGCCUGUGGCACUGAUGGAGAGAAGGGAAACAAGGGUGACCCUGGUAUUCCUGGCAGACUUGGAUUCCCUGGCAGGAAGGGGGAACAGGGUGACCCUGGUGCGCCUGGGCCCCCUGGCCUCUCUGGGAAAGAAGGUCUCAUUGGACCCAAGGGUGACCGAGGAUUCGAUGGGCUCCAGGGAGAGAAAGGAGAGCGGGGAGAGAAAGGAGAGCGGGGCUUCCCUGGUGUUGUUGGUCCCCCGGGCCUGAGAGGAGCUGAUGGAAUAGCUGGUCCCCCUGGACCUCAGGGAUCACCAGGUCCCAAAGGACCAGAAGGAAUCCAGGGUCAGAAGGGUGAACGAGGACCUCUCGGCGUGAGCAUUCCAGGUCCCAGAGGAAUUCCAGGAAUCCCUGGGGAGAGAGGAGAUCCUGGUGAAAUGGGUCCUGACGGUCAAAAAGGAGAUCAGGGACAACCAGGAAUGACGGAGGAUCAAAUCCGUGCGUUCGUGAGGCAGGAGAUGAGCGAACACUGUGGUAAGACUCUGUCUUUUCAAUUAAAGUGCAAACCAAGGGGCUGGAAGGCUGUUGUAAGCACUGCAACAUCCACUUAA